Molecule: messenger RNA, 1107 nt
Organism: Alternaria burnsii
Lineage: Eukaryota; Fungi; Ascomycota; Dothideomycetes; Pleosporales; Pleosporaceae
Product: mo25-like protein
Exons: 5
Coding region: 1-1107 (368 amino acids)
Biological process (GO): intracellular signal transduction
Molecular function (GO): protein serine/threonine kinase activator activity
Source: RefSeq, a predicted model, not a curated record
AUGGCAUUCCUAUUCCGAAACAAGCAGAAGAAUAACCUGGAGCUUACCCGCUCUAUCAAAGAGCUUACGCUGCGGCUUGGGCAAGAAGACAGGCCCAACCCCAAGCUAGAGGAAGGACUUGCUCUGGACCUGCAACAGAUGAAAGUUAGACUUCAGGGCACACCCGACACAGAAGUCAACCCGGAGGCUGUCUUCCAGCUUCUUACAAACAUCCUCAACGAGGACCUCCUCUAUGCGCUAGCAAUCAACAUUCAUAAGCUCCCGUUCGAGUCGCGGAAAGAUGCCCAAGUCAUCUUUUCCACUGCUUUCCGCUACAAGCCCGCAGGACAAGCUACACCGCAGGUAUUGGAACACGUCGUCGCAUACCGACCGGAUAUUAUAAUAGCGCUAUGUCGAGGCUACGACCGGCGAGAAAGCGCCAUGCCAUGUGGUGGCAUCCUUCGUGAAGCGCUCAAGUACGAUGCCAUCGCUGCGCUGCUGCUCUAUGACGAGCCAAUGGAAGACGGAAAGACGCUUGACUUGGGCAACGUGAACCCUGAUCUGCCGUCUUCUGGUAACGGUGUCUUCUGGAAGUUCUUUGACUGGAUAGACAAGGGCGCUUUUGAAGUCAGUGCCGAUGCAUUCAACACAUUCAGGGAAAUCCUGACAAAGCACAAGCCUUUAGUCGCUACAUUCCUGCAGACCAACUUUGACACCUUCUUCACCAAGUACAACUCGAUGCUGAUCCAGUCUGAGAGCUAUGUGACGAAGCGCCAGUCUAUCAAACUGCUGGGCGAGAUUUUGCUCGAUCGAGCAAAUUACAACGUUAUGACGCAAUAUGUGGACUCGGGGGAGCAUCUCAAGAUCAUCAUGAAGCUACUGCGAGACGACAGGAAGAUGAUCAACUACGAGGGUUUCCAUGUCUUCAAGGUGUUCGUUGCCAACCCGAAUAAAUCGGUCGCAGUACAACGGAUCCUGAUUAGCAACCGGGACAAGCUGUUACGGUUCUUGCCGUCAUUCUUGGACGACCGCACAGAAGACGAGCAGUUCAUCGACGAGAAGAGCUUCUUGAUCCGACAGAUUGAGCAGCUUCCGCCAGCUCCGGUCGUGCCACCGACAGCGCAAUAG